Etheostoma cragini (Arkansas darter) is the source of this 469-nucleotide messenger RNA. RefSeq names its product inverted formin-2-like. NCBI's taxonomy places the organism in Eukaryota, Metazoa, Chordata, Actinopteri, Perciformes, Percidae. The record is from RefSeq and is a predicted model, not a curated record. The transcript is spliced from 5 exons. The annotation marks the transcript as partial.
UUCCCAUGCAGACUUUGUGUCUCUGAUCCGGAGGGGAGACCGGUCCAGGUUUGACGUGGAGGUCCUGAAACAGCUGAUCAAACUGUUGCCAGAGAAACAUGAGGUAGAGAACCUGAAGUCCCUCCAGGUUGACAGGGACAAGUUGGCGUCUGUGGACCAAUUUUACCUGCAGCUGCUGGACGUCCCCAGUUACUCUCUGAGGAUUGAGUGUAUGUUGCUGUGUGAGGAGAGCAGCUGUGUGUUGGAGACUCUGAAACCCAAAGCAGAGCUGCUGGACCGAGCCUGUCAGCGUGUGAAGGAGAGCGUCCGUCUUCCCAGCUUCUGUAAACUCAUCCUCAGCGUCGGAAACUUCCUCAACUACGGGACCCACACGGGUAACGCUGAAGGUUUUAAGAUCGGGACUCUGCUCAAACUGACGGAGACUAAAGCCAACAGGUCCAGGAUCACCCUGCUGCACCACAUCCUGGAG